UGGGUCUUUCAUGACAAUAUAUGCGCGCACGAAAUGAGCGUUGUGUCUAUGUCGUCUGUGUUGCCUCGAACUCCCGCUGAAAUCAAUGGGCUCCUGAGCAUUGUGUUUGUUGGCCCUGGAAAAUUCAAGCCUGAUCAGUUGGUCCUGUUUUUCGAGUGCGUAGGACAUACCUGGGUAUUCCUCGUGUGGUCGAAGGAUCACCAUCGGUUUUAUCUUAAAAUAUACAUUGAACGAGAAAAUGUU
Molecule: messenger RNA, 243 nt
Organism: Suillus subalutaceus
Lineage: Eukaryota; Fungi; Basidiomycota; Agaricomycetes; Boletales; Suillaceae
Exons: 1
Source: RefSeq, a predicted model, not a curated record